Messenger RNA from Erpetoichthys calabaricus (reedfish), 4767 nucleotides. Its product is annotated as B-cell receptor CD22-like. The coding region runs from base 118 to 4218 and encodes 1366 amino acids. The record is from RefSeq and is a predicted model, not a curated record. The transcript has 26 exons. NCBI's taxonomy places the organism in Eukaryota, Metazoa, Chordata, Cladistia, Polypteriformes, Polypteridae.
CCCUCAGUUGGAAGCAUUCAGACCUGAACUGCUGGCUCUUGAAGAUCUGCAGCUGGAGACGCACACAUUUGGUGGACCAAAUUAUAAAACUGGGAGCAAAAGGCCUCUUGAGACAACAUGCUGCUCUUGAUGUUUCUGGCUGCCACUGCUUCCUCUGUGGUCGGUUGGAGUGAGUGGGGAGCCACUUAUACGCCACUGAAGAUCUGCGCGGUUGAAGGAUCAACUGUGAGGAUUAACUGCGUGUACAAACAUCCUUCAUAUGUUUAUAUUCAAAGAGAAAUGUGGUUUUAUGGUCCUUGGGAUUACCACAAAAUGGUCGAUGGAGAAACCACAGUGUAUCACACAGAUGAGCAGGAAGUGUCCAUCAGUCACAUGAACCGAGUUCAGUUCUUGGGGAACAAAAACAAAAUGUGCUCCAUAAAUAUCAGCAACGUGAGCAGAGAGGAGAGCGGCUUCUACAAGUUUAGAUUUGAGGGGUCGGGUUUCACACAAUACUGGACCGAAGUGCCGGGAGUCAACGUGAUCAUCACAGGUCUAACGGUUGAAGCAUCAGCAAAGAAGGUAAAGGAAAAUGACACAGUAACCCUGAGGUGCAAAACCAACUGCAGUCUUUAUGGCAGCGUCUUCUCCUGGUUCAGAAAUGGACAACGCUUAAAUCAAAACUUAAGGGAGCAUCACAUCCUCAGAGUCUCCUAUAAGGACCAUGCCAGCUUCUCUUGUCAGAUUGGCAAUGUCUCAUCCCCAGAGCUUCUACUAAAUGUUGAGUAUGCUCCCAAGAAUACAUUUAUCACAGUUAAGCCCUCCACUCAUAUAGAAGAAGGGAAAUCGGUGACAUUACAUUGCAAAGCUUUGGCAAACCCGCAUGGCACCUACACCUGGGUCAAGGAGAACACCAGCCAUGUAGAAACAGGGGAGCAACUCCACAUCAGUGAGUUUAACAAAAGUCACCAGGGUUCUUAUUACUGUGAAGCCACAAACAACUAUGGGAUGACAAAGUCUGCAGCAGUCCAACUGACAAUAAAUGAAAGCAUGAAUGGCUCAGAGAACAUGAAUUAUCUUCUGUAUCCUUUAUUGGGUGUUGUCAUCCUAGCAGGACUGGCAUUGGCAAUUUUUGUAUUUCUAAGAAAAAGGACCAAGAAGACAAAUCAGCAAAAUGGAGACGUCCAAGGAAGAAAUGAGACUGCCAUAAGUCCUGUCUAUGAAGACUUACCCAAUGCCGAACCUGCUCAACAGAAUAAAGAGGAAGACGAGCUCACUUUGAAUUACAUGACUGUGCAGUUUAAAUCUCACCCUAGUAAGAUAAUGCAAGACAAAGAAGAAGAAGAAAAGACAGCAGACCAUGAUGAAGACAUCAUCUACACUGCAAUAGUCAUAAAGCGAUGUCUCACCGCUGAAGAUGCUCCUCCUGAUGUUUUUGGCCACAGUUUCCUGUGCAUAUGGUCUGGUCAUUACGCUACAAGAAAGACUCAGCACCUCUACAAGCUCUGCAGAGAAGAACAAGCAGGUUGGGGUCAAUGGGGGGUCACUUAUGAGCCGAAGAUGAUCUGCGCAGCUGAAGGAUCAACGGUGACGAUUGGGUGUUCAUACUGGCAUCCAGCAAAUAUUAAAGUGAAAUAUGAAAUGUGGUUUUAUGAUUAUAAUAAAAACAGCACACAUAAUACUAGAGAGAACAACAUUUAUCACACAAAUGAUCAUAUUGAGCUCAUCAGAUACAGAAACCGAGUUCAGUUCUCAGGGAACAAAAACAAAAUGUGCUCUGUGAGGAUCAGCGAUGUGAGAAGAGAGGAGAGCAGAUACUACAAGUUUAGAUUUGAGGGAGAUGGAUAUGGACAACAAUGGACUGGAGUGCCGGGAGUCAGCGUGACAGUCACAGGUCUAAAGAUUGAAGCAACAGCACCGACAGUGAAAGAAAAUGACGCGGUGACCCUGACGUGUACAACGACCUGCAGUCUCACCAACGGGGUCUUCACCUGGUACAGAAAUCAACAACGUUUAAGAGGAACCUCACAGACGCUUGUCAUUCAGCGAGUCUCCUACGAGGACCACGGCAGUUACUGGUGUCAGACUGAAGUCACGACGUCCCCAGCAUAUCAACUGAAUGUCAUGUAUGCCCCCAAGAAUGUUGUCAUCUCAGGACCGCACACCAUUUGUGUAGAAGAAGGGACGUCUAUGACUUUAUACUGCACAGCCAUUGCAAACCCACCUGGCACCUACACCUGGGUGAAAGACAACAUCAGCAUACCAGGAUCAGGAGAACAUCUGCAGUUCACCAGGGCUGACCUGAGUGCUGCGGGGUCUUAUCAAUGUGAAGUCACAAACAUCUACGGGGCGACAAAGUCUGCAGCUGUCACCCUGGUGGCAAACCGUCUAAAGAUUGAAGCAACAGCAGAGACAGUGAAAGAAAAUGAUGCUGUGACCCUGAGGUGUACAACGACCUGCAGUCUGCCACACAGGGUCUUCUCCUGGUACAGAAAUGGACAUCCUGUGAAUGAAACCUCAGCGCAGCUUGUCAUUCAGCGAGUCUCCUUAGGGCACCACGGCAGUUACUCGUGUCAGACUGGAAUCACGAAGUCCCCAGCAUUUCUACUGGAUGUCCAGUAUGCCCCCAAGAAUGUUGUCAUCUCAGGACCGCCCACCAUUUGUGUAGAAGAAGGGACGUCUGUGUCUUUAUACUGCACAGCUACUGCAAACCCGCCUGGCACCUACACCUGGGUGAAAGACAACAUCAGCAUAGUAGGAUCAGGAGAACAUCUACAGAUCAGCAGGGUUGAUCUGAGUGCUGCGGGGUCUUAUCAAUGUGAAGUCACAAACAUCUACGGGGCGACAAAGUCUGCAGCUGUCACCCUGGUGGUAAACCGUCUAAAGAUUGAAGCAACAGCACAGACAGUGAAAGAAAAUGUCGUGGUGACCCUGACGUGUACAACGACCUGCAGUCUCACCAACGGGGUCUUCACCUGGUACAGAAAUCAACAACGUUUAAGAGGAACCUCACAGAUGCUUGUCAUUCAGCGAGUCUCCUACGAGGACCACGGCAGUUACUGGUGUCAGACUGGAGUCACGACGUCCCCAGCAUAUCAACUGAAUGUCGUGUAUGCCCCCAAGAAUGUUGUCAUCUCAGGACCGCCCACCAUUUGUGUAGAAGAAGGGACGUCUAUGACUUUACACUGCACAGCCAUUGCAAACCCGCCUGGCACCUACACCUGGGUGAAGGACAACAUCCGCGUACCAGGAUCAGGAGAACAUCUACAGAUCAGCUGGGUUGACCUGAGUGCUGUGGGGUCUUAUCAAUGUGAAGUCACAAACACCUACGGGACGACAAAGUCUGCAGCUGUCACCCUGGUGGUAAACCGUCUAAAGAUUGAAGCAACAGCAGAGACAGUGAAAGAAAAUGACACGGUGACCCUGAGGUGUACAACGACCUGCAGUCUCGCCAACGGGGUCUUCUCCUGGUACAGAAAUGGACAUCGUGAAGAUGAAACCUCAGCGCAGCUUGUCAUUCAGCGAGUCUCCUUAGGGCACCACGGCAGUUACUGGUGUCAGACUGGAAUCACGAAGUCCCCAGCAUUUCUACUGGAUGCCCAGUAUGUCCCCAAAAAUGUCAUCAUCACAGGACAGGCCAAUAUGAGUAUAGAAGAAGGGGAAUCGGUGACUUUAAACUGCACAGCCUCAGCAAACCCACCCAGCAACUACACCUGGGUGAAGGAGAACAGCGGCCAAGUAGGAUCAGGAGAACAUCUACACAUCAGCACGUUCAACAGAUGUCACACUGGCUGUUAUCACUGUGAAGCUACAAACAUCUACGGGACGACAAAGUCUGCAGCUGUCACCCUGACGGUAAACGCGGAUGUGAGUUGUUCAGGGACAUGGAAUUCGUAUGCUGCGCUCUAUGCCUUGCUGGGUAUUGCCAUCCUAGUAUUACUGGCAUUGGGAGUGUUCAUAUUUGUAAGGAGAAGGUCCCAGAAGACAAAUCAGGAAAAUGGUGACAUCCAAGGAAGAAAAGAGAAUUCCAAAGACAACAUCUAUGAAAACGUAUCUGCGCCUAAUGAGGAACCUGCACGGCAGACUGAGGGUGACCAGGGCGACCAAACUCUGAAUUACGCAUCUGUGCAGUUUAAGACCAACCUAAAGAAAAGUACACAAGCCAAGGAAGAACCAAAUAAAAAAGAUGAAGCAGAGAACAAUGGAGACAUCAUCUACACUUCAGUUGCCAGGAAGUGAUGAGGCGUGUGAGUGCAUUUGAACCCUGACAACAUAAAGAUGGCUGAGCACAACUGGACUGGUGUGGAAUUUAGUGAAGCGACUGCCUUCAUCAAAGAGGAUGUCCAUAAUCUGGGGAGAGAUAAAACACAUUUAUGACCUUCUGAACUGUGCGUGAAUGGCAGCCAGCGCCGACCCUGUAUGUCAGCCAACAGAUAAAGCCAGUCUUUAAUGACCAUUAUUCAUGUCCAUUCCCAGCUGAUUUCUUGUCAGAAAGUGGUAUACUCCCUCAACUAAGCUGUCGACAAGGACGUAUUUUCUCAAAUUAAAAGAGUGUGCACAAUGCUGUAAAGUGGCAGAAUGUUUGAAUCUAAAAAGUCCUUCCUUCCAAAACAUUCAGUCAGUUUUCCAAAAUGUCAGUGAAGGAGGAAAGUAGCAGAGCUGUGGCUGAACUGAUGGCCAGGAGGUUUUUUCUUUUUCUUAUUUUUUUGAUGUGUCAAUAAAAAGAUUUUGCAAAAUGACGAAGGUCCAAGUCGUUAGAGUCCUGGUGUUUUGCUAGAUGGUUGCGAG